Molecule: messenger RNA, 1011 nt
Organism: Penicillium bovifimosum
Lineage: Eukaryota; Fungi; Ascomycota; Eurotiomycetes; Eurotiales; Aspergillaceae
Product: alpha/beta fold hydrolase
Exons: 7
Coding region: 1-1011 (336 amino acids)
Molecular function (GO): catalytic activity
Source: RefSeq, a predicted model, not a curated record
AUGCCUGUCGAUAAGAUCCGUGUGUCGGGUGACCCCCGCAUUGAGUAUAAGACCGCCACGCUGAAUGGCCGUAACUACUCUUACAUUCUCAGCCAGCCAAAAUCCGGCCAGUACAAAACUACUGUCAUCCUUAUCCAUGGCUUCCCCGACCUUUCAAUGGGCUGGCGCUACCAAAUCCCCAUGCUCGUCGACAUGGGCCUACGAGUUGUAGCCCCAGACUGUCUCGGAUACGGACGAACAGACGCGCCCGAUGACUACACCCAGUACUCCCACAAAAGCUGCGCAGCAGAUAUCAAAGCCCUAGCAAGCCACCUAGGCGAGAAACAGAUUAUCCUAGGCGGACACGACUGGGGCGCGGGACUCGCUUACCGCGUCGCUCUCUGGCACCCAGAGCUCGUCAGUCACCUGUUCACUGUCUGUGUGCCCUAUGCGGCGCCCACGACAAAGGACGUCUCGCUGGAGGACAUGGUUCGCACCGUGACGCCGCACUUUGCUUACCAGCUGCAGUUCAAGAGCGGGGAUUUGGAGAAGGUUAUUCGGUCUAAGGAGGAGAUUAGCCAGUUCCUGCUUGCGCUGUAUGGGGGUCGGACGGAGCAGGGGAAGUUUGGGUUUGAUGCGACCAAGGGUGUGGAUGUUGAUAAGAUUGGGGCAUUGAAGAUUUCGAGGUUGUUGAGUGAGGAGGAAUUGGAGUUCUACUCAAAUGAGUUCGCCAGGAGCGGUGUUCAUGGACCGCUUAACUGGUACCGCACUCGGAAGGUGAACUACAAGGAUGAACUUGAGAUCCUCGACAGGAAGAUUCAGGUUCCUACGUUGUUUAUCCAGGCUUUGAGGGAUCAGGCUUUGCCGCCUCAUUUGGGCAAGUCUAUGGCGAAGCAGCUCCCGCGUUUGACUCUGAAGCAGGUCGAUACCUCGCACUGGGCUCUGUGGGAAAAGCCUGAUGAAGUCAAUGCUAUUCUCGCGACUUGGUUGAAAGACCAUGUUUUCGCUGAUGGAAGGGCGGGUAAGCUUUGA